Messenger RNA from Polyodon spathula (Mississippi paddlefish), 1127 nucleotides. RefSeq names its product glycosyltransferase 1 domain containing 1 (gene glt1d1). The transcript is spliced from 12 exons. Bases 99 to 1127 code for a protein of 342 amino acids. Lineage: Eukaryota; Metazoa; Chordata; Actinopteri; Acipenseriformes; Polyodontidae. The record is from RefSeq and is a predicted model, not a curated record. Gene Ontology annotation, molecular function: glycosyltransferase activity.
GUUACAGUUGUAGAAAGCAUAGGGUCGUCGGUCAUUAUCUAAAUCGAUUUCCCCCGUGAUAAAAUAGGAACGUGGCAGGGCACUGAGAUUAUUCCGAUAUGAAAUUACUAUUUAUGGCUUGCCUGAGUCCUAAAACUGGCAACUGUACAACAGCUGAAAGGAUCAGGGAGCACAUUGAAGCAGCAGGUCAUACCUGUGUCCUUCGAGAUACUGUUGACUUUAAAAGUCCAGAGGACGUAGCAAACCUACUUGCAGAAGAGAAGUACGAGGGGGCACUCGCUAUUCACCUCUAUAAAUCAGGCAGGCUCCUACUGGACAGCUGCAUUCCGUUUGGGAUUGUGUUUGGAGGAACCGAUAUUAACGAAGAUGUGAAGGGUGAAACCAAAAGACUAGUCAUGGGGCAGGUGUUGCAGAAAGCAAGGUUUGCUGUGGCAUUCUCAAACAGAUUGAAAGAAGAGGCAGAAGCCUUUUGGCCAUUCCAUGGGAGUAAAAUAUAUGUCCAGCCUCAAGGGAUUGAGACCAAAGCUGUCACAUGCUUCAAUUGGAGGAGCUUUCUGAGGUGUACAGGUAUAGAUAAUGAAAAUGUGGAAGACUUGCACGUUUUCAUGCUGGUGUGUGGACUGAGAAGAGUAAAGGACCCUCUCUAUUUAGUAAAUGUGUUUUCAGAAUGGCACGUGGAAGAUCCAUCUGUGUAUCUGAUAAUCAUCGGACCAGAGAUUGAUCCUUUGUUUACCAAGGAAGUGGAACUGAAUGUUAAAAGAGCGAGGGGGGUGUUCCUAGCACCGGAGAGGUCACAGGAGGAACUGCACGCUGCCAUGAGGAGAUCAUUCGCCCUGGUGAACAGCUCCAUCUCCGAGGGCAUGUCAGCCGCAGUCCUGGAGGCAAUGCAUCUGGGAGUACCAGUACUGGCAAGAAACAUCCCAGGGAAUGCAGCCAUAGUAAUACAUGAAGAUACAGGACUCCUAUUCUCAAGCCCUCAGGAGUUCAUUGAGCUCUCCAAGAGGCUGAUCAGGGAGUCCUCAUUACGGGAACGGAUUGUUUGCAGUGCCAGGGCCUAUGUGAGGGAGCAGCACAGCAGAGAGAAGGAGAGGAUCACCUACCAGCAGCUUCUUCAGCACCUACACUGA